GUCAUUGCGGCCGAUUUUCUCCAGGAAAGUCGCCACCGCUUCGCCAGCGAAAAUGAGCCGAGUGCGAAUUUUGCCACCCCCGCUGGAAACAAGCUCGAGCUCGGUAGAGGAGCACCACCAUUUGUCUAGUGUUUACUGCGUUGCUAUUUCUUUCUGUUUGUAACAUUAGUAGGGCAUGGUGUCCAUGCUCUCGGGCCGGCAGAGUCUGAUCAGGCUUAUCGGGAAGCGAAGGAGGACCCUUCCUCCCAAUCUAUGGCUUCUCCUGGAGUCUGUAGCUUCGGAUUCGAGCAGUGGCAAGAAUAAAGCGUCAUUGGAGGCCUGCUCUGCAGCUGCAGAUUCUGAGAAACCUGGGGACCUUGCAUAUGAUGUGGAAUGGGUUUCCUGCCCUGUUUGCGGGUGUUCCAUUCGGGGGACUGAUUGUAUCAUCAAUUCUCAUUUAGGAUUGGAAUCAUAGUGAGAGACCAUCUAAUGGAGGGGGGUGAGCCUCCAAAGGUGGCAAGACCCGCCUAGCUAUCCCACAAUGGGGUUGAAUCUCCAAAGGCGGUAAGGUACUCCCGGCCAUCUAAUGAUGGAGAUGGAAUCUCCAAAAGCAGUAAGAUCCGCCCAGCCAUCUAUAAGAGGAACAAUGAGCCUCUAGAGGUGUUAAAUCUUGCCCGUCAUGCUAAUAGAAGAGAAUAAGACUUUAGAGGUUGCAAAACUAAGUCAGUGAAGCUGAAGGCCUUUAAAAGGGGAUCAUCAUCACCAAGAUAAAGGAGGAAAAAGGACAACUUUAAGACCACAAACUCAAUUAUCUUCUCAAAAUGCUCAUUCUCUGUUUUGGAAAUGCCAAUUUGACUUGGGUAUUGGAGCAUCACCUGAGCUAAAGGCUUGGACUAGUCUUGUUGUUUCUAUGAAUUGAUUGUAGGGAUCCUUGCCUGAUGAAGAAUGGUGACUGGAGGAGAAUCUAAUUUGAAGAAUUUCAGGAUAAGUGUGGCCCCUAAUCUGGAAGGAGACCAAUCUGGAAAGAGGAAGUGUUUUGGACAACAUUGAGAAGACCCAUCAUCACCACCACAUCUGGUUACAAUUCCUUAUCAUCUGCAUUGUUGAGCAAGCUCGGUGCCAAUCCCAAGAGAUGGAUGGAUUUUUGUGUUAACAUAGUAAAAUCAGUUUAUUACAUUGGUUCUGUUUCCGUAUGUUAAAAAUUGCUACUAAAAAAAACAAAUUUAAGCCAUAACUAAACUCAAAUUCUAAAACUGAACUAACCAGAUUGAGUCAGUUCAGUUGGUUAAAUCAGUUUUAACUAACUCAUACCCCUAUUCAAUCCUUUUUUUCAUCUGUGAGUUUGUAUACAGUGGUGCAUGGUGCAAAUUUCUCUUUAAAUGACUACUAGCCUGUAUUAUUCUUUUUAUAUUUUUCUUUUCUUUAUCCUUAUACUUAAUUUUUGUUGUAAUCCUUUUGUAUUUUCAUUUAGGUCAUAAACUAUUUUUUUUGCAUAUGUACCCAACAAUAUAAACGAAGGUUUCAUUACUUUUCAUUCUGAAAAGUUUAAAAAUUUCUUGUGCGAUAUAUUUCUUAGAAAACAAAGAAAAAAAAUUUAUGUCUAUAAAUAGAAAAAUUGUUUCAUUUUUUUUAUUUUAGCUUCCUUACUAGUAUGGUCAUAAGUUUGUUGGCACAGUUUUUUUAACAUGUAUCCUAGUUACAUUUGGAUAUUACAUUUCUAAUAAUAGAUAUCAAAUGUGCUUUCUAAUCCUAAUGAAAUUUUUAGAACCUGAAAUUCGUUAGUAUUCUUGUCAUUAAUCAAAGUGCAAGUUAACUAUGGACUGCAAUUUGCAUGAGGUGGGAUCAUCUGAUAAGAUAGUUAAUUAAUUCACUAAUAAUUUCUAUCGUACAAUU
Messenger RNA from Dioscorea cayenensis subsp. rotundata (Guinea yam), 1872 nucleotides. Its product is annotated as fanconi-associated nuclease 1 homolog. NCBI's taxonomy places the organism in Eukaryota, Viridiplantae, Streptophyta, Magnoliopsida, Dioscoreales, Dioscoreaceae. The transcript is spliced from 3 exons. The record is from RefSeq and is a predicted model, not a curated record. The coding region runs from base 176 to 454 and encodes 92 amino acids.